Messenger RNA from Tuber aestivum (summer truffle), 1070 nucleotides. The record is from the annotation of a GenBank genome assembly. NCBI's taxonomy places the organism in Eukaryota, Fungi, Ascomycota, Pezizomycetes, Pezizales, Tuberaceae.
UCCAUAACCCCUUCGUUCAACCGCCAGAACGCAACUACCUUACCAUGGCCACACAAAUUCUCAGAAAAAUCAAGCAUGAGCUUGAAACUCACAACUCCGAGUUUCUUGUAUUCACGCACCUUGAUCCAACGGUAUCCUCUACAGUUCUCAGAAAUCUUCUUUAUCCGAAUGAUAAUACCGAUACCCUUGGGUUGAGGUAAGUAUAUGCCCAGCACAACGGAGGAGAUGCUAAUUAUUACGAGAAUCCACUUUGUGGCCCCCGACGGCUACCUCAGAAUAGUGAUGCCAACUGCCCUUCAUGAGACUGCAGUUGGUUGGAUGAGGGCGGAAUGGACCUUGUGGGCGUAUGACCAUCUCCUCACCCCGGCAGCAGUUGAAGCAAUAACGGAUGGCCUCAUUAGUAUGUCCAUUUGUCCUACGAAGCUCCCUAGCCUCUACUGAUAAUUGUGUAGCUCAUGAUCACUUUCUUGGACCGUUUGCGGGCUCCUCAAAAACACCAGACCUCGCCUACAGCCCCUGUAUUAAUGGGAUAAGGAGGGCAUUUGCAACGGUAGUCCUUGAGUCCGGGUGGACGGAAUCAGAGGCACAGUUACUGCGUGACCUCCAAUUGUGGCAGGAAGGGACAGCGGGGGCCGUCAAGAUUAUUAUCUUGUUCAAAUUGUCUAGAUCCCGUGAACAAAACCGAGUUAAGGCCACCCUGCUCUUCUCCCGAUAUGUGGCUGGUGGUGCACCGGUGAUGUCUUUAUACGUAUUCUCUCCCCUUCCCUGUCGUACCUUCCUCUAUCUUCCUUGCAUCCUACUAACCAACCCUCUCAUCUUGUAGUCGAUCUUUCCUUCGCCGAGCCAGCCCUAUCCAGACCCCUGGAUAACGGUUGAUGAGCUGUUUGGGGGGAUGGCUCCCGGUGGUCUGAACCCGGGAGUGCAGUUACCGUUAAGUCUGGAACGACUUCGGGUUCGGGUGGAGGCAGAGAUGCGACAGCAGGGAUUUGUCCCUGCUGUCACUGGCAACUAGGUCUUGUAUUAUACUAUUUGUCUUGUAUUAUAUUAUUUGUCUUGUACUAUAUUAUUUG